Molecule: messenger RNA, 2694 nt
Organism: Haliotis rubra (blacklip abalone)
Lineage: Eukaryota; Metazoa; Mollusca; Gastropoda; Lepetellida; Haliotidae
Product: mucin-5AC-like
Exons: 6
Coding region: 1-2694 (897 amino acids)
Source: RefSeq, a predicted model, not a curated record
AUGGGGUGGGUAGGAGGAGACAGGAAGGAGAGGAAAGGAGGAGAAGAGGAGUGGAUUCGACGAGGAGGAAGUGCAGGAAGGGAGAGGAAUGAGAGGAAUGAGACAACCAAGGAGAUGGGGUGGAGGUGGGAACUGAGGAAGGAAUUAGAAGUGGGAGGGAGACAGGCUCCGACACCGCCGACACAACCUUCACCUGCAACAACUGACACAUCCUACACCUGCAACACCGACACACCCUACACCUGCAACAAGGACACACCCUACACCUGCAACACCGACAGCUCCUGCACCUGCAACACGGACACACCCUACACCUGCAACACCGACAGCUCCUGCACCUGCAACACGGACACAUCCUACACCUGCAACAAGGACACACCCUACACCUGCAACACCGACACAUCCUGCACCUGCAACACGGACACACCCUACACCUGCAACACCGACAGCUCCUGCACCUGCAACACGGACACAUCCUGCACCUGCAACACGGACACACCCUACACCUGCAACACCGACAGCUCCUGCACCUGCAACACGGACACAUCCAACACGGACACACCCUACCCCUACAACAGCGACACAUCCUGCACCCGCAACACGGUCACACUCUACACCUGCAACACCGACAUCUCCUGCACCUGCAACACGGACACAUCCUACACCUCCAACACCGACACACCCUACCCCUACAACAGCGACACAUCCUGCACCUGCAACACGGACACACCCUACACCUGCAACACCGACACAUCCUACACCUGCAACACCGACACACGCUACACCCGCAACACCGACAUAUCCUGCACCUGCAACACCGACAACACCCGCGAUAUCGACACAUGCAACACCAGCCACACUGACACACCCUACAUCUGCCACAUCGAUACACCCUACACCUGGGACAUCGAGACUGACACAUGCUACACCACCGACAUCGACACUUCCUACACCUGGGACAUCGACACAUGCUACACCAGCGACAUUGACACUUCCUACACCUGUGACAUCGACACAUGCUACACCAGCGACAUCGACACUGCCUACACCUGGGACAUCGACACGGACACAUGCUACACUGCCUACACCUGGGACAUUGACACGGACACAUGCUACACCAGCGACAUCGACACUUCCUACAUCUCGACAUCGACACGGACAUCGACUUACUGCACCUGGGACAUCGACACGGACACAUGCUACACUGCCUACACCUGGGACAUCGACACGGACACAUGCUACACCAGCGACAUCGACACUUCCUACACCUGUGACAUCGACACGGACACAUGCUACACCUGUGACAUCGACACGGACACACGCUACACCAGUGACAUCGACACUGCCUACACCUGUGACAUCGACACGGACACAUGCUACACCAGCGACAUCGACACUCUCUACGACUGGGACAUCGACACGGACACAUGCUACACCAGCGACAUCUACACAUGCUACACCUGCGACAUCAACACAUGCUACACCUGUGACAUCGACACUCCCUACACCUGGGACAUCGACAUGGACACAUGCUACAGCAGUGACAUCGACUCUCCCUACACCUGGGACAUCGACGCUCCCUACACCUGUGACAUCGACACUCCCUACACCACCGACAUCGACACUUCCUACACCUGUGACAUCGACACGGACACAUGCUACACUGCCUACACCUGGGACAUUGACACGGACACAUGCUACACCUGUGACAUCGACACUGCCUACACCUGGGACAUCGACACGGACACAUGCUACACCAGCGACAUCGACACUUCCUACACCUGUGACAUCGACACGGACACAUGCUACACUGCCUACACCUGGGACAUUGACACGGACACAUGCUACACCUGUGACAUCGACACUGCCUACACCUGGGACAUCGACACGGACACAUGCUACACCUGUGACAUCGACACGGACACACGCUACACCAGUGACAUCGACACUGCCUACACCUCGACAUCGACACUCUCUACACCUGGGACAUCGACACGGAAACAUGCUACACCAGCGACAUCUACACAUGCUACACCUGCGACAUCAACACAUGCUACACCAGCGACAUCGACACUCCCUACACCUGGGACAUCGACACGGACACAUGCUACACCAGCGACAUCGACCAGCAACAUAGACACUGCCUACACCUGGGACAUCGACACUCCCUACACCUGCGACAUCGACACGGACACAUGCUACACCAGCGACAUCGACAAUCCUUACACCUGCGACAUAGACUCUCCCUACACCUGUGACAUCGACACGGACACAUGCUACACCAGCGACAUCGACGCUCCCUACACCUGGGACAUCGACGCUCCCUACACCAGCGACAUCGACGCUCCCUACACCUGGGACAUCGACACGGACACAUGCUACACCAGCGACAUCGACACAUCGACAUCGACGCUCCCUACACCUGCGACAUCGACGCUCCCUACACCUGCCACAUCGACACAUGUUACACCUGCGACAUCGACGCUCCCUACACCUGGGACACCGACGCUCCCUACACCUGGGACAUCGACACGGACACAUGCUACACCAUCAACAUCGACAAAUGCUACACCAGCGACAUCAACACAUGCUACACCAGCGAGAGCGACUCCGACACAUCCUACACCCUGUCACACAGACACUUCGUACACCAGCGAAACACCCUACACCAGGUGUUGUUUUGGGUCACUAUGA